Messenger RNA from Choloepus didactylus (southern two-toed sloth), 7625 nucleotides. RefSeq lists its product as uncharacterized. The transcript is spliced from 4 exons. The coding region runs from base 1 to 1377 and encodes 458 amino acids. NCBI's taxonomy places the organism in Eukaryota, Metazoa, Chordata, Mammalia, Pilosa, Megalonychidae. The record is from RefSeq and is a predicted model, not a curated record.
AUGGCCCGCAGACCCGGCGGUGCCCACUCACCCGAGGGCCGCGCGAGCUGCACGAUGAAAGCCCUCACUCGCGGCGGGCCGCCGCACGCGCGCCGAAUCCGGACAGUCACCAAGAAUCUUUGCACCAUUCUCUGGAAGCCGCUGCCGCCGCGCUCCGCAGCCGAAGCACCGCUCUUUCACUGCAUAGAACCAUUCGGUUCCUGCGCGGGCAGAGGCCGGCGGAGGAGCGGGGGCGGGGCUCCCGCGCGGGCUUCUCGCGCCUUGGGCUCCUCUCUCCUCCCACCCGGCCUUUUCCCGCCCUAUCCGUGUACCUCCACCCCCGCCCCCUGCCCUCCGCCCUCUGCGUGGACGUCCCACGCGGUGACAGCCUUAGGGUCUGACGCCCCAACGCAUCGCCCGGCAGGCCCGCCCCUCAAAUUACCCAUCCUUGACACGCCCCUCCAGGAACCGCCGCGCGGCGGCCGUUUCUCGUGCUGCUCCGAGAAAUUAAGGGAAACCGCUGCACGCAGCCGACGCGACUUCUGGACAGUGCGUGACUCUGGCGCUGCGGGAGCUGCGGGCCGGGCGCGAGAUCAGGUAGGCGGAGCCGAAACGCGAGUCCGGGACCGGGGUGGGGAGCUUCUUUACCUCCCAGCUCACCGCGCUAUCCAAGGCGCGGGGCUGAGCCGAGAACGAAGCCCGCUUUAUAGAGGCAUUUGUUUUUUUUUUUUUAUUUUUUUUUAUUUUCGGUUUGAGCCUUCAGGGCUCCAAAGAGCAUCUGAACGCUUCUUCCUCUUUCCUCCUCCCGCCGCGCUCCCCUCCCCCAAGGGCCGCACCCCUCCUCUCCCGGUCUCCCCGCGUUUGCUUGUUCCCGCGGCCUCCCUCGCGCGUCUCCUCGGAGCAGCGGUCCGCAGCCUCUUCCUUCUCCUCUGCCCCAGCACGCCGACACCCUUGCCGCUCGCUGCCUGUCUCCUCGGCAUGGUUCCUGUCCCCUCUUUUCCUCCUCAGUCCCCAUCGCUGGUCCUUUCUUUCUGGACCCCGUCAUUAACUCCCACCCUCCCCGCCGGCCCGCCAUGGUUCACUCGGAACAGGAAAAGCGGGGGAAGAAAAGGAAGCAGCAGCAUAAAGAAGGGUGAGUUGAGGACACUGAGGCGGCCUGAGGACUCGGAGGAGCCGGUUUCAGAGCGCAGCUUCGCGGGUCGCGGCUCUCCGCGCCGGAGAUCGGACGCGGGCCCGCCGGCUCGCCGGAGACGGGAAGUCGAGCCUAGGACGCUGCUUUCAGGCGGGCGGCGCUGGCCGGGUGCCCCAACCUCCUGUGCUUGGGUUCAGUCGGGAUCUGUCCCCAGCUACGCUCGCUGGAGUCGCGGCCUGGCUGACCGGCCAUGUAAGAGAGGAUGAGGGACUAGGCCUAGCCUGGGAGCCUGGAAAUGUGGCCCGCCUCGCAGUGGCUUCCCCUACAGAUGCCCGGGCCUGACGGCCUAGCUGCAGACGUGGAACCGCAGCGUGAGAGUUGACAAGGCCUUAGAAAUCAGACGCCAAUCCCCUCACUUUAUGGAAGAGGAAACUGAGCCCUGGAUUGGUUAAGUCACCUGUCUAAGGCAGUGCUCCGAGAGAGGCAGAGCGAAGAGCUGCUUCUCCCUUCCCCAUCCCCCACCCCAUCCCCAGGCAUUGCGGCCGAACAUCUGUUCAAACUCGCAAUAGAAGAAAGCGGUGGUUCAAUGAAAUCACUAGUUCUGUUCUUCUGGCAGACUGGCAAUGUAUUGCACACUGGAAUUAUUAUACUCUAUCAUGAAAAUAACCAGCCUCUGGUAAAGUGUAAAAGGAAAGUGAGUGUCUUUUCUAAAAAGUUUGUAAUUUGAAGUAACUGAAUAAUUUAAUUACAGAGAGGGUAAAAGAAAUCGGUAUGAUUAUUACAUAUUAACUCACAUAUAGCUUGUUUGUUUGUUUUUAAAUAUUUCCAUAAGGGAAGGGCAAUAUAGAACUUCAGUGUAAAUGUAAGUGAAAUUAGUUUUAUUUAUUUGCUGAAGGUCAGUUAACUAGCUGAAUUAUUUGGUCCUGGACAACCAUACUGUGUUUGCCUUAUACUUAAAUCAAAUAUCAUAAAAGAAUAUCAUAUCAUAAAAAAUCAUACACACUUUGCUAAAGCUGUUGGUUUUAUGAAUCUCAAGCACUCUUUUUAAAUAGGAUUCAUUUUUUAGUUCUGAAAUUGCUAAUUUUAGUCAUUAGAGCACAAGAAAUGUUAAAUUGAUUUUGCUUUCAUAGUAAAUCAUCCUUGUUUUUCCAUCUACCUGCUCAGCUGAAAAAGGAAAAGUAAGAAUGAGGCCAAGUGAAUAGAAUGUUGGAUUUCUGAAUUUAUUUCACUUCUAUAUCUUCUUGGAACAAAGGUCAAGUAGUAGGAUGUUUACAAAUCAUGGUACUAUUUUAGACUUAUAUACAAAAUUAACAUGUAUAUUUAAUUCUCUGUAAUUUCACAGUGCAUCCAGAAGCAGGGCUUAUGUUAAUUGUGCUUAUUUAUUUGUGUGUAUCUUAUAAAUUUGUGAAAUCUGUAACAAACUUAACAGUAUAUAUGCCUCCUUGUGCUGCUGGAAAAAACACCAACCAGACCUAUCUGCUAGGUGGCUUUGAAAACUUGAGUUAAAUUUUACAUGGCAAUAAUAACUUACUGUUUCAGUGCAACCAGGUGGUAACUUAUAUCCAAUGGUAUUCCGGUUUUGUUUUAUAUUUUUACAUUAAAAAAAUCCACUCAUAAACAAAAAGAAUGUUUAUGGUACUAUGGGGUCCAUAGCCAGUUUUUUGUUUUGGUUACCCUUAGUUUCAGGUUGCCGUUAGGAAAGACUCCACAAUUUCUUUAAAUUAGUGAUGAAAUCAUUUAUGUUUCAUAUAUUUCAAGAGAGAAUCAUUGUUCAUUAUUCAGCCUCAUACAAUUAGCAAAUUUGAGCAUCUUGGAACUUACAAAGUAGAGCACAAAAUAAUAUGGAAUUUUAUAACCAAGAAGGUGAUGUAAAAUUCAUGACUUCUUUUAUGCAGAAUGUGUCUUAGUGUAAAACAAUAUAAACUUUAAAAAUGCUGUUCUUGUAGACAAUAAUUUAUAGAGUUCUUAAAUGAUAGCUAAAAUUGCAUUUUCUGUCCUUGUAGCUUAAUUAAAAAUUCCCAUUAUCUUUAUUUUUACUCAUUAUCUUUGUUCCAAAAGUGUUUUUUAGUGUUUCUUUUAGGGGCUAUUCUUCAUAUUUUAGACACUUAAAAUAGAUUUAAAAAUAGUAUGCUUAGAUUUAUGGUAUUGUACUAGAUAUACAGAAAGAAAAAGUCAUCCUAGGAAUUCACAAGCAACAUCCUUGUUUAUUUCUACUUUGUUUUUUUUUUUAAAUUGACUUGAUAUGUAUUAUUAAUGAUUUUGAAGGCAGGAUGGUACAAUGGGAGAAAAAAAUGAAAAGCUUUAGAUUUGAAUGGUGACUUUGUGUGAUCGACUGUUUUGUGACAUUUGUCAAGUUCCAUAUUUCUCUGCUUCAUUGUCUUCAUCUGGGUAACUACUUAUCUCUCAGAUUUCUUCUAAGUGUUAAAUGAACAAAUGCAUUUUAAAGUAUGCCUGGCACUAGUUAUAUUUAAUAAAUGUUGAUAUCUUUUUCCCAGUAAGAUAUGUUCAGAUUCUCAACUAAGUUUCCCCACCAAUAUAUUAAUUUGGGGGAUAAGGAACUGAUGGAGAAGUAAAGAUUUGCAUAUUUAGCUCAAAGGUACCUUCUUAUAGAUCUUUAUUCUCAAAUUAUCUUUUUGUUCCCUCUCCCUUCUUUUAAAUUUGUGUAUAGUAGACCAGACAUUUAGAAGUACUGUGUAUUAAUGUUAUGUUUAACUUUCUAUGGUAUAUGUAACAGUUUUUAUAAAUUGUGGUUUGUGUCACUUAUAAGCAAUUUCAGAGUGUGAGAGAAGUGAAUCCUUUCGCAUCUUCGACAUUUCUCAGGAGUUAGUGGUAAAUUGAUGGACAUACAUUUUAACUUGGACUUCGAGCUCUAUUGCUUCUUUAUUAAAGCAGUGAAGUAUCAGUUGUUCCAGUGCUAUAAUGAAUCAAGCAACAUUGGAAAUUAAAUCCCAUAGAGGUACACCUUUUGUUUGUUCAGCAGAUAUUAAGAAAAGAAAUUCCGCGAGUUAUCAUAAUAUAUUUUCAAUGGUUUUAUCCUACUUUUUCAGCAACCUUUAAAGAAAUAUCCUGGGAUAAUUUACUGAGUAAGUGCAUUGAUCUUUUAAAAGACAAAAUAUUUAAUAGUUUGGCCCCCUGAGACACUGUAGCAAAGGAAAAGUUUAGAAACUUUAACAAAGAAACAAAUAGGUUAAGAUAAAAGUAAUCUAGGUGUUGGCACUAGGACUCACCACUCUGCCACUGCUUCUUUCCUUUAAAACCGGUAGUUCUUCCUCACUUCUUUUACCGAGGGCCAUAAGUUACUUUGUUAUUUAAAGUAUCCCUGUUUAAAAUGGCCGUUACUGAAAAAUAACUCACAAGUACAAAAUAUCGCGAAAUCUUUUCAAGUGGCAAUUUACAGGGGGCUUCAAUAUCCUGUCGAAUGUAGGAGCAAGCCACCGCAGUUAACCACUAUUUUUGUUCUCACUGAACGCCUCCACUUCAUUCCGCGCGCUGUUGGUAUCCCGGAGCAACUGGACUGCCACGGGAGUCUCUCCUCGACUAAAUGUGAACAACAGCCAGUACCUUCCGGACAGCUAUUCUGCAUCAACGUGUUCCAGGACAUUUCCGGGCAACUCAAUCGUCACUGCUAUCUCCUCUGUUUCCUCUGCACCAUCCAGUUGAACUGGGCGCAUGUCCCCAGGGCUUCCAGAGUUUGCUUUUGCAUUUGACUUGCGUACAGCCCCGCGCAGUGCCUUGGGUGCCUCUCGACCCUUAUCUUCUGGGUCUCAGUCUUCAGGUUUUCCCUAGCAUGGCCUCAGCGGGGGUCACAGGUGGCUCUUCCACUGUUAGUGGGGCGAACUCACCUACCGCCCCCGACCAAAUCGCAAGUUACCAACAGCUCCCAUUCCGCUGCCGGCACCAUCGGUGUGAAUAUUCGCAGGCACCGCGGUCGUUUGCGGACUUCUUCACGAGCCACUUCUCAUCAGAAAACCCUGAAGAGUUGACACCUAGGAACUCACACGUCACUCCUAACUCUUGCUGGAAAUUUAUGCACCCCACCCCUCUGCGUCUGCCUUCACGGUGAGUGUCUAGGGCUGAACCCAGCAAAAACAUUUAUGAACUUAUUCCUGGUCUGCUUCUCCUAGCCCAGGAAGGCUUGCAGGCUUUCCGCUACUCCACGUUUGCAGCCUUCAUUGAACUACGUGGGGGAGGGGAACGGGGAAAUGAAAGAAAAGUCGUCGUGGGUGGCCGGGUACGCCCGCCGUCAAUCCCCUGCAGCCGCAUGUAAGUACCGGACAAUGUCGCAGUGGCCGCUCUCCUCAGCCAGGUCCACGGGCAGGCGGCCCCAGGCGUCGCGCACGUCGAGCCGCGCCCCGGCCCUGUGCAGCGCCAGCAGCGUGUCCAGGAAGCCCUCCCGGGCGGCGUCGUGCACCGGUCGGGUGAGGGUGACGGGGUCGGCGCAGUUGGGCUCCGCGCCGUGGAGCAGCAGCAGCUCGGCCACGCGGGCGCUGCCCAUCAUCAUGACCUGCGCGGGGAGAGCAGAGACGUCAGGGCGGCAGGCGCGGGGAGGGGAGGUGCGGGUGCAGCGAGAUAAAGAGUGGGAGCUAGUCUCCGGAGUGGGGAGUGGGUUGGGGUCAUUUUAAAGAAAUAGCUGUUUAUGAAAUAUCCCUCAAUGCAGAGGCACGUACAAGCCUCAGGUGUCUGGUUACUUCCCUCCUUAUGCUACUUACUCAGCACAGAUUGAAUUCCAUUGUCUCCAAACGUGCGGAGACAAGAAAGAGCUGACGACAAAGUGCUUAUUGUCCAAUAGGAAAAAGAGAUUCUUGAUUUCCACUGGAACAUGGAAAUCCAUUUGGUUAAAUGAUUUAUGGGUAAUAGUUACGUUUUAAAAUCUUUUAAAAUCUUGAAUUAUUUCCCUUGAUCUCGCCUCCCUCAUAGUCCAGGUCUAAAAAUAUUUGUCAACUGAUAUUUUUUAGAAGUUGAAGUACUUCUUUAAGGGGAGAAAAUAAGAAACUAAGUUUUUAAAGAGCUUAUAUGUUUGGUUCUCAUAGCAAAUCCCUGGUGGAAGGCUUCUGACUGUACUCAUAAACGCAUUAUAGUCUGAUAAUUUGAGCCAGAGUUGGAGAUAGAGGGGAAAACAAAAUCAGGUUAUGCACAGUCUUAUAAUAUGAAAAUAAGUGACUGUUUUAAAUAAACAUUUAACCAUUUUUAAUGGUGCUAAUAUUAUAAAUAACUGCUAAAGUUUAGGGUGUAAUAUAUUCAAUGCAACAUAAAGUAAACACUGUUUACAUUGUACAAUUUUGCUAGGAUUUUAUAAUUUUAAAUUAUAAAGAUUUUGCUAUAUAUAAAAAAGCUUGAAUUUAAGCAAUCAAGUUUGAACAACAUAUAACUCAGAAGAAAAUGUUUUGGAGGAGUAAUCCUAUAGCAUCCAGUUGUGUACAUGUACGUUAUGUAUACAUUUAUUUUAAGUGAACAAUAAAGCAAUUUUUGAUAACUAGAUGUCUAAAAUGGAGAUGUUUAUUCUUGUGGGUUUAUAUGAUUUAAAAGGUGCCAUGUAAUUAAGACAAUAGACUUCUAGUUUAUUUUUUAAAAUUUGUUUCAUGAAUACUAGAAACAUCCAUUUCCUCCCUUGAAAACCAUGAUAUAAUUCAUCAUUUCUAUUGGUGAUGUAAAGGGAAUUUUAAAUAUAGCAAAGAAGAGAAUAAAGUGAUUCUUAAUACCUCAGAAAAUGGUGAUUAAAACUAUAAAUAAGAAAACUUGUUUUACAAUGACUAAUGUAUUUGAAGUCUUUAAGAAUCACUUUACAUUAUUUUUGUUGCCUUUAAACUAUCCUUCAUUUGUUAUACCACUUUUCCAAGAAUUGCCAUGUAUUCAAAAGGAAUGAACAUGUUUUCUUUAAAAAAUACAGAAUUAAUAAAGUUUCUUAAUAAUAACUUAGUUCUGGAAGGUAAUGGUGAACUGAAUACUAAAUAUGAACCAUAAUAUUCCAACAGUAAAGCACAAAAGCACCAACUUAGAUUUUAAAGAAAAUGUCAAAUAUCAGUACUAAUUAAAGUAAAAUUAAUAGUUAAACAUAUUGAACAAAUGUAUUUUAAUAAUUAAGAGGCUGUUUAUGAAGACACUUUGCCACUUAAAAAGGACCUAACAAUUGUUGCUUGUAAUCCAAGCAUUCAGUAUGAUAAUUAAACAACACAUUUAUGGAAGCAUAUUUUUUUUAUGUAAUAUUUAAGAGAUUCUGCUAAUAUGAAAUAAAAUUAAGUACUGUGGAUGAGGACUCCUUUGUCAUUCCUUUGUAUUCAGUUCACCUCUAUGAGGAACGUAAACAAAGGAUUUUUUUAAAUAGCAAUUUAAAAGUAAAUAGUGAAAUUGUUUUUCAUGUAUUCUGAUUUUGUAGAAAUCCUUAAAUCCGAUCCAGACCGUGGAACUUGUAAUUUACAUAGCUUUGUCGUUGAAGGUAGACUGACAAAAGAGUCCUCCUCGCCAAUGAACUCCGUUUCCUUUCCCCCCUUUUCUUCCCCAUUGAAUCUAUCCCUUC